CCGUAAAUAACCGACGCCCAGAAUUUGAAGACUGAACGUAAGGAGCUGACUGAUCUAGAGAAACUGGAUGUUGUCUGGCUGAUCGGUCGACUUCGGCGCUCACGGCGCGGAGACGACUGAGUGCAUCAAAGCAGAUGUUCCCUGUGAGGGCGGGAGAGCAUGCGCCCGACGGGUACGCCUCCUCCAAAUAAGCAGGAAACUGGUUAGGAUUAAGGAAAAGAUCUGGUCGAAGAUCCGCGAUCAAAUCUGCCUCGACCUCCAGAAAUAAUUUCGGGUCCGGACUAAACCUCAGAGAAGAAGAUGCAGGAGUCUCUGGAUACUGAGCAAGUCGGUGAUCAACUCCUGAAAAUGGCAGAUAAAUCCAACCGGAGCGACUGUGUGGCAGAGGAGGACAGAAACAGACCGACCUAUUGUGUGACCGAUGUCCCUCCUUGGUACCUUUGUAUUUUCCUGGCCUUUCAGCACUACCUGACAGCCUUUGGUGCGAUCAUCGCCAUCCCCCUCAUCCUCUCUGAGUUGUUAUGUCUGCAGCAUGAUGGCCUGACCCAGGGCUAUCUAAUCAACUCUAUAUUCUUCGUUUCUGGCCUCUGCACUAUUCUGCAGGUUACCUUUGGCAUCAGACUUCCUAUCGUGCAAGGAGGUAGUUUUGCCUUGGUGACCCCAACCGUGGCCAUUUUAUCCGCACCAGAGUGGAAGUGUCCGGCUUGGACCCAGAAUGCAAGUUUGGUCAACACCUCCGAUCCCGUUUUUAUUGAAGAAUGGCAGAGCCGCAUGAGAACCCUGCAGGGCGCAAUCAUGGUGGCCUCUGUCCUCCAGAUUCUUGUUGGUUUCUCUGGCCUCAUAGGGUUCCUCAUGCGCUUCAUUGGGCCCUUAACCAUCGCCCCCACGGUGUGUCUUAUAGGCCUGGCUCUGUAUGACUCGGCCGGGGUAAAGGCUGGCACCCAUUGGGGCAUUUCUGCUUUGACUGCAGGGCUGAUAAUUCUCUUCUCUCAGUACCUCCGUCUCAUACCAGUUCCUGUUCCGUCAUGCAGCAAAACCAAGAAAAGGAAAAUCUCAACGUUUUAUCUCUUCCAAACCAUGCCUAUUCUGCUGGGCAUUGCUGUCUCGUGGCUAGUCUGUUACCUCCUCACCAUAUCUGAUGUCCUGCCGUCUGAUCCUACCCGAUACGGUCACCUGGCCCGUACUGAUGUGAAGGGAAAUGUGGUGAGCCAGGCUUCCUGGUUCACACUGCCAUACCCCGGCAUGUGGGGGACACCAACUGUAAACCUGGCUGCUGUGGUUGGGAUUUUGGCUGGAAUAAUAUGCUCCAUGGCAGAGUCUGUGGGCGACUACUAUGCCUGUGCCAGGUUGUCCGGGGCUCCUCCCCCUCCAAAGCAUGCCAUUAGUAGGGGCAUCGGUGUUGAAGGGCUUGGCUCUUUACUGGCGGGAGCCUUUGGGACAGGCAAUGGCACAACAUCUUUCAGUGAGAAUGUGGCAGCUCUAAGUAUCACCAAGGUGGCUAGUCGGACUGUGAUUCUUCUAAGUGGGUUUGUUAUGAUUUUAAUGGGAACAGUGGGAAAAGUCGGAGCCAUCUUCACAACCAUCCCCACUCCUGUAAUUGGAGGGAUGUUUCUGAUCAUGUUUGGUGUCAUAGCUGCUGCAGGAAUUACCAAUUUGCAGUUUACAGACAUGAAUUCUUCUCGGAACAUCUUUGUGUUCGGCUUCUCCAUUUUUUCUGCGCUUGUCAUUCCAAACUGGAUCAUGAAGAACCCCGGGGCUCUAGCAACGGGUGUCAAAGAGGUGGACCAAGUUUUGAAUGUAUUGCUCACCACCCAUAUGUUUGUGGGAGGGUUCCUUGGCUUCUUCCUAGAUAACACGAUUCCUGGGACCAAGCGUGAACGUGGCCUCCUCACCUGGAACACAGAACAUCCUGACGACUCCAGGAACGCCUUGACACCAGAAGAGAUUUAUAAUCUCCCGUUUGGAAUAACUACUUGUCUUCAAACCCGGUCCUGGGUCCGUUACCUCCCCUUCUGCCCACCGACCAAUCACAUGACGGAGGACGUCGUGUCACAGAGUCAGGAGACUGAGCAAAUGACAAGAGUUUGAACUGUUUUCAUCGGGUCACAAACAUGCUUCUUUUUCUUAAAGUUAAGACUUUGUUCGGCUUUACUUUUUAUUGCUGGUUGAUUGUUAAAUAUACAUAUUGUAGCACAUUCAAUUCAUUGUAGGCUGCUAAUAAUGUCGCCACAAGUGAAAAACAUGAAAAAAUGCAGCUCUGUUUCCUCUUGUUCCCACUUUAUUUGACUAAAAAUAUACAAAAAUACAACAAGAUAACAUUUCAAUAACGUUUCUGGUCAACAUGGGGAACUUGCGAUCGGAGGUCCUCACAUUUUGUCAAUACCAAAAGGAGAACUACUGAAUGAUUAAACUGUUCCAGGCGUGUUCCAUUUUCUCUUAUCCUUCUAAUAAGUCUUGCAGCAGGAGCUGAAAACCAGAAUGUUGUUGUUCCUCAGUUUCCCCUUCGAAAGGAAACAUAAUUAAGCCUGAGGGUAUACUAUCAUAUAUUUUUGCAAGAAGAAGGGACUUUUAAAUAAAUAAAUGUUUCCCAGACAUAUUUUUUAUAGAGGAAAAUAAAGCUUUUUACUGGCGCUGGCUCAGUUUUGUUUCUGCUUGGUGCAUCAACCUGAAACAUCCAAAAGGUGCAAAACGUACAAUGGCAGACCAUAAGAACAUUACAUCUGUGAGUUAAAGGCUUGUCUUCUGAGCUCUUAGCGUGUUUAUACAAUUGAAUGUAAUCAUGUUACAUUUUGUAACAUGAAAGGAAGAAAAAAUGUCAGUUGAUUUAAAUGUGUUCAUAUUUUUUUAUGUGUUGGAGUCAUCAUAUAGAAAUACUUAGUAAUUAGUGCUCUGUUUAAAAAAAAGACGGUCUGGAAGCAGAGAAGUCCGUAUAACGGGUCAAAGGCAAAGUUUCCAGGGCCAAUCUUUUCCCCAGGGUGGAAAGAUUGACUUCACUAUGACCAAUAUGGGCCUUAAAGCAUGACUGAAACAUCAUUAGUUCUUUGUAGUCCAGCUGUUUUUAAUAUUUGCUUUUAGCUCAUAUUUUCCCAUGUUUUAUUUUGUUUCUACAUUUUAAUCCAGCUGCUUUUAUUUUGUUUUAUUUCCCUAUGUUUUAAUCAUAUAAAGCACUUUGCAUUGUAUUUGUACUAAAAUUUGCUAUACAAAUAAAUUUGCCUUACCUUCUUACAAAA
Messenger RNA from Fundulus heteroclitus (mummichog), 3230 nucleotides. RefSeq names its product solute carrier family 23 member 1-like. Gene Ontology annotation, biological process: transmembrane transport. The transcript is spliced from 12 exons. Gene Ontology annotation, cellular component: membrane. Bases 301 to 2088 code for a protein of 595 amino acids. Lineage: Eukaryota; Metazoa; Chordata; Actinopteri; Cyprinodontiformes; Fundulidae. The record is from RefSeq and is a predicted model, not a curated record. Gene Ontology annotation, molecular function: transmembrane transporter activity.